GAGGGAAUGGCUCGAGGCUGUACUGUCCCUGCUUCUGUCCCUGCCUCUGCCUCUGUCCGUUCGGAUGGGUGCAGCUAUGUAUGGAUGUAGGUAUAUGUACAUAUAAGUCAACAGUCCUCGUCCGGAUGACGGAGGGAUAGAUACAUAGCUGCUGCGGUGAAUGAAUCUUUGCGAGUCUACUCAUCUCCCCCGAGCGAGAAAGAAAACCAACAACCAACACUUUGCAGCUCGUAACGAAGGGGCAGGAAGAGUCUUCAGUCCGUUAUACUUAUCACGAUGUCUACCACUACCGAUAAAGAAAUCGAAGCCCCAGUCGCAGCUUCCCUCCGGGACCUCGCCACCUCCUGCACGCCCACAUCCUCGUCCACCGUCAUCCCCAACCGCCGUCUCCUGUUCCGAAUCGACCUGCACAUCCUCCCGAUCUUGUCGUUCGUCUACCUGUUCUCAUUUCUGGACCGGGUCAACAUCGGCAAUGCCGCGGUGUUCGGGAUCAAGGAGGAGCUGCGGUUGAAGGGCACGCAGUAUAACACUGCGCUCAUGAUCUUUUUCAUCCCGUACAUUCUGUUUGAGAUUCCGUCAAACAUCUUGCUCCAGAAAUCCAUGCCGCACCGCUACUUGAGCUUCUGUGUCCUCGGUUUCGGCGUUACUACGUUGCUGCAAGGCUUCGUGACCAACUAUGCGGGACUGCUGGCCACCCGCUUCUUCUUGGGACUCUUCGAGACUGGACUAUUCCCAGGCUGUUUCUAUCUCUUAUCCAUGUGGUACAAGCGCACGGAAUCGCAAAAGCGCUUCACGUUCUUCUUCAUCAGCACGACGCUGGCGAUGGCGUUUGGCGGGCUGCUGGCCGGUGCGAUCGGGAAGAUGGACGGGUAUGGCGGGAAGCGCGCGUGGCGCUGGAUCUUUAUCCUUGAAGGCGCAAUGACCUGCGCCGUGGCCGCGCUGGGAUACUUCACGAUCCCCGAUUUCCCCGAAGACGUCACGUGGCUCCGCCCCGAGGAGAAGGAGUGGGUCCGCGCCAGGCUGCACGAGGAUGUCGGGAAGGCGAGUCGCAAGAACCCGAUACGACUGAAGGAUCUGAAGAUGCUGUAUCAGGACUACAAGUUCAUCCUCGGCGCCCUGUUGUACCUGGGCUUUGCCGUGUCGGCCUACGGCUACGCGUACUUCGCGCCCACGCUCCUCGUUGGCUGGAACUACAGCCCGAUCGAGUCGCAGCUGCGAACGGUUCCCAUCGCAAUGUCAUCGUUCGUGCUGGCGAUGGUGGUAGCAUGGGCUAGCGACUACACGAAGCACCGCUACACUUUCAUUCUGGGCGGCUGUUUGCUCACGCUGGCCGGGUUCGCCAUGUUGAUGACUACCCACGGUAAUCAGAACCUGCAGUAUGCGGCACUGUUCAUCGCGUUUCAAGGCGCCGGCGCCGCAAUGCCAAUAGCGAUAUGCUACUUCCAGACCAACCUCGCGGGCCACACCCGACGGGCGAUCGGCAGCGCCUUCCAAAUAUCACUCGGCAACCUCGGCGGCGUAAUCGCAGCGUUCCUAUUCGUGCCCGCAGAUGCGCCGGAGUACACGACAGGCUACUCGGUGGCGAUCGGCUUCGUGGUGCUCACGAUCGUGGCGGCGACCGCGUACAUGCUCGGCAUCCGCCGCGAAAACGCGCUGCGGGAGAUGGGCGCCGCUGGGGUCGAUCCCGACGACGACGAUGCGGACGUGGGUGAUACCGCAAGGACGUUUAGAUAUGUUUUGUAAUACCAGGCAGGUAGGAUGGGGAACCGCUUCCUGAUGAGGGGGAUGAGGGGGAUGAGGGAGACGGACGUUUGUUUGUUUGUCAUGUCCGCUCGGUUGCUUUUUUUUCUUCAGUUGUUCAGUGGGGGGCCCGUAGGAGGGGAGGAGAGGGGGAGGGGAUAAGCCGCAUGCCUGCGUGCGUCCGGCAGCCGGCCGGACGUUGGCAGCGGCAGUUGUUACAUCCAUAGGCAGUUAUCCAGACGUCUCGAGUGACAGUCAAUGAAAUAGUCUGCACCCGA
This is a messenger RNA of Tricharina praecox, 2018 nucleotides long. RefSeq names its product major facilitator superfamily domain-containing protein. Gene Ontology annotation, biological process: transmembrane transport. Lineage: Eukaryota; Fungi; Ascomycota; Pezizomycetes; Pezizales; Pyronemataceae. The record is from RefSeq and is a predicted model, not a curated record. The coding region runs from base 277 to 1743 and encodes 488 amino acids. The transcript is spliced from 11 exons. Gene Ontology annotation, molecular function: transmembrane transporter activity. Gene Ontology annotation, cellular component: plasma membrane.